Aspergillus tanneri is the source of this 4896-nucleotide messenger RNA. RefSeq lists its product as uncharacterized. The transcript has 10 exons. Gene Ontology annotation, molecular function: 3'-5' DNA helicase activity; four-way junction helicase activity. Gene Ontology annotation, biological process: double-strand break repair via homologous recombination. NCBI's taxonomy places the organism in Eukaryota, Fungi, Ascomycota, Eurotiomycetes, Eurotiales, Aspergillaceae. The coding region runs from base 1 to 4896 and encodes 1631 amino acids. Gene Ontology annotation, cellular component: chromosome; cytoplasm. The record is from RefSeq and is a predicted model, not a curated record.
AUGGACCCGGGGCCCCCAUUUUCUCGCCCCCGUUGGUCCGUCCGGCCGGCGGCUGCCCCACACCCACGCGCACCCCACGCGCACCACACACGCACCACACCACCCACGCGCAUCUCUGUCAAUCCUAGUAUUAAACCAGAUUCGAUCCGUCCCAUGGCCGAGCAAUUAUUUACCAGGAUCCCCGAGCUGAGGGUGAUUAUCUGCCGGAAAUGUCAGUUUGGUGUCCGGCCGAGCAAGGUCCAGCGCCAUGUAAAGCAGCAUCAUUUUAAAUCACACACCGAGGCGGUGCAGAUUGCCACCACGGUGUCCCAGUGGGAUAAUAUUAAGCAGGAUCCGAAUAAGAUCCAGAUCCCCACGCGAUUGGACCAUCCAUUGCCCGUGAUCCCAUGUGCGCACAGUGGAAUGCUAUGCCAGCGAGAUUAUCCCACAUUUGGUCCCCCCGGUCGUCGCGGGCGGGCUCGCAAAGCCGACCAGAUUCGUGCAGCAGCAGAGAUCCAGCGAUUAUUUAAGCCCGUGUCAUGGCAGCAGAUAUUCCCCGGCGGGAUGGGUUCCCAUUAUAUUUAUAUUCGAUUUCCCAACCAGACCACCAACGAGCCAGCCACUGCCAUGGACAUGGAGGACAUCCAGCACGCUGUCCAGGAGCUGGAGAAUGCAUGGAAAGAGGCGCAGUCCACGCAGAGUACAAUUCAGGUAUCUGAUAUUACCGACGCCAACCCCUGGCUGCGCAUGACCAGGUGGUCCGAGUAUUUGGAAGGAAUCGCACCAAAGGAUCUAGCCGACAGCGUGGCGCCGCCCGAGGAAGAGCCCACAGAUCCCGUGGAGCAGGGCGUGCGCCACAUUUGGGCCGCCAUGGAGCAGGUCGUGCGCAAGAGCCAGCGCGUGGUCCAGCACAGCGGCCAGGCAAUCUGCAUUGAAGCCAUCCGAUCCGAAAAGGGUCAAACACCAUAUCGACCGUUGCAGGCCAUUUAUCGCGCGCACCCAGGCGCCACACGGAUGGACGAGUCCCCGUACGGGAUGACAGCACGGCAGCGCAAGAAAUGGCGGCAGUUAUGGCACCUCGCCACUACCCACCGGGAUAUUCCCGGCGAGCCGCAGGACGACGACGCAGCGUGGCGCAUGACCCCGAUCGAAGGCGCGUGUUUGGAGUUCUGCAUCGAGUUGCUAAACCAAAAGCAGCGUAGCCACGAGUACGAGAGCGUGCUUGUGGCGCGCUUUAUAAUCGUCCAGAAAGCGCUUUGGUUGGAUCCGAAUCCCGAGGAGAUUAUCGCGGUGUGGCAGAAGAAGAGUAACUGCGCGCAGUGGGUGCUUGCCAGCGCCGACGACGAGCUGGAGGAUAUUUAUUCGGACGAGGGAUAUUACAGUCAACAGGAGCAAGGUAUCCCAUCGUCGCCACCCACAUCGCCCAUUACCAGCAGUAAUCCCCAACCGAUAGUGAAUAUCCGCCGGCAGAAUCGCGGGAAAACAUUCCAGGAGCACGUGGAGUGGAUGGUGCAGCGGUUUAUGGUGCGUGGCACCCACAGCCCAAUACAAACAUUGCAGGAUUGGCGCACGUACGGGUUAAAGAUCCAUUAUAAUACCACGGCGCCCGGGCACAUUACAUGGAACUAUGGCGACGAGCUCGGAUACAAGCAUAUCACAUUUACCAUGGGCGAUUUCCGCGGAUUUGUCCAUGGAUUGGUCGGGGCCACGCGCCAGAUAUUCGCGAGAAGACAUUCCCAGUAUUCCAUGGCACGCGAUCUACGACGACCCCAUGCAGGCCACGGUGGGAUGGAAUUUUUGCGGGAUCAGCGCACGCAAUGGCCGGUGGGGCCCAAGUGGAUGAUCGGCCGGUUGCGGGCCGAGCCGGCCGUGCAGAAGGAGUUUACUGUCCGGCGCCAAGCCCGACGGCUGCACAUGCCGAAGGUAGCGCAGUAUCUGGAGCGCGUGGCGCGAUUUAAGGAGAAAUUAGCAGUGAUUGUUUAUGUGGUAUCCGGCCAGCCGGCUCGCGCACCCGAGUUAUUAAGUAUUCAACAUGUGAAUACCGUGGCGAAUCGACAGCGCAAUAUCUAUAUCGAGGACGGGAUGGUGGCGUUGGUGACGGCGUACCACAAGGGGUUUUACGCGAGUAACGAUAUAAAGAUUAUUCAUCGAUUUGUGCCACGGGAGGGCACCACAGCGCAGGGCACGCACGCAGCGCAGGGCACCACGGCGCAGGGCACGCACGCAGUGCAGGGCAUGCAGAGAAUACAUGCAGCACAGGGCACUACCACAGCGCAAAGCACCACCACAGCGCAGGGCACCACGGCGCAUGGCACGCACGCAACGCAGGGCACCACCACGGUGCAAAGCACCACCACGGCGCAGGGCACGCACGCAGCGCAGGGCAUGCAGAGAAUACAUGCAGCACAGGGCACUACCACAGCGCAAAGCACCACCACAGCGCAAAGCACCACCACAGCGCAAAGCACCACCACAGCGCAAAGCACCACCACAGCGCAGGGCACCACGGUGCAUGGCAUACACGCAACGCAGGGCACGCACGCAACGCAGGGCACGCAUGCAACGCAGGGUACUACCACAGCGCAGAGCACCACGGCGCAUGGCACGCACGCAACGCAGAUUUGCGAUAAUGCGUUUUAUGGGGCCCCGACCCCGACCCGGUUAAAAGAAGCUAUUAAUAUCCAGUGGUAUCGGGAUAUCGCCAUUGGGAUUAGCCGACGAUUUUUGCGACCCACUGCCGCGUUUGCCAGCAACAUGCAGGAGGAGAGAGACUUGGCACAGGCCGUGCUAAACGCCGACACCGAGGAGGGCGGCGCAUUCAUCCCAAUUGGCGGGUGGAGUGUACGGCCGUGGUAUUAUGGAGCAGCCCGGGACCACGGCGCAUCGCCGCGCAAUGUUUCGGCUCUCCAGCACCGAUUGGCACCGGUUUUGGGGUUUGCAUCCGCCGCGGAGCCCAGCCCGUUGGGGAAGCGCAAGAGACCACCAUGGGAGGACGAAGCCGAGGAGGGCCGAGUGGUCCGACGUCACCGGUUAAAUAUCGCAGAUAUGCGCACCACGUUGCAGCACAUGACCGGGCAGGAGGAUAUCCAGUUCCGGGGCGUCCAAGCACCGGCGUUGCGCGCCAUUCAGGACGGCCAGAGCCCGGUGCCCAGUGGUACUACCAUUGUGGUCGUGCCAUUAAUAUCAUUGCGGAACGAUAUGGUGCGGCGCUGUUGCGAGCUAGGUAUAUCCUGCAUUGAAUGGGAUAGUCGACGGCCACCAGACGAAGCGACAAUUGUACUGGUCACACCGGAAUCCGCGGUGCAGGAGGAUUUUCAAACAUUUAUUAACCGGUUGCAGCAAACACACCGGUUAGACCGGAUCGUGAUCGACGAAUGCCAUGUGAUAUUGAACGACCAAACAGAUUUCCGACCCGAGUUGCGACAGCUGGGGCGGUUAAACCACGCGCGAACCCAGAUGGUGUUAUUAACUGCCACGUUGCCGCCGCGGUUAGAGGCGAAGUUAUUCCGGCGCAUGGAGUAUUCCCGCGAGCAAGUCUAUAUAUUUCGGGACCGCACAAGCCGUCCCAACGUGGCGUAUCGCGUGUGGCGGCCCGAGCUGGGUCGGCGUUCCAUGCAGUGGUUUACCAGCGAGCCGGUGCUCGCGUUUAUCCGCGAGCGAAUCCAGCGCGCAAAGGAUGGCAAGGUGGUGGUAUACGGCCAUGUGGUCCGUCAGGUAGUGGAGAUUGCACGCGAGUUAGCAUGCGAGGCGUACUACAGCAAGCAGGUCGACAAGCCAUCUAUAUUACAGCGAUUUACCCGGGGCGAGACACGAGUGAUCACCGCCACCAGCGCGUUGGGCAUGGGUGUGGAUAUCCCCGAUAUCCGCAGUAUUAUCCAUAUUAGAACACCGCGGUCGUUGUUGGAGUACGGGCAGGAAAGUGGGCGAGCCGGACGGGAUGGCCAGCGCAGCGAGGCGAUUAUUAUCCAGCCCGAGGGCUGGGACGAGCCCAUGCCGGAGACGCCAGAGGCCGUGGCGGAUCGCGAGUUGGUGGACGAGUAUCUCGGGGUGGCGCCCGGGGUGGGAUGUCGACGGUUUGUAUUAGACGCGUACAUGGACGAAACAGUGAAUGGCUAUACGCGCCGAUACUGUCAGGAUAUUGAUUCCACGGAGGCACUAUGUGAUGGCUGUGACGCCGAUUGGCUCGCGCAGGAGUCGGUUUGCAUGUCCCCGGACAGAUAUUCCCCGGACACCCGCAUGGACGAUCUCGCCCGCACGACAAGCCCACCACGCGAGAUUAGCGCUACGGGCAGUCCCCAUUCCCAUGGUAGUGGCGAAUUAUUUCCAUUAUCGUAUAUUAUACCGCAGAGCACGCAGAAUAUCGCGCCAAAUCCCACACGCCGGUCCCAAUCCCAUGACAGUACAGAAUUAUUUGAAACUCAAGUAAUAUCGCAUGUUAUACCGCAGAGCACGCAAAAUAUCGCCCCCAAUCCCACGCCCACGGUUAGUAUCGCCGAACGCCAGCGCCAACGUGUGCAAGACCAGCGCCAUGCAGCGCCCCAUAUUCAACACCAGGCGCAAGAUGCUCGGCAGUGGUUGGACGAGGAAACCAUUGAGCAGGAGAUAGCGCCGUGGCAGAAAAAGUGCUAUAUUUGCACUAUUGCGGGUCGGGAACGGAAUGAACACGAGUUAUACUUUUGCCGUGGGCCCAAAAGCGAUAAAGCCAAGGCAUGGGUUAAUCUGGUUCGCCAGCAUAAGAUUCCAUUCGCCAGAUAUACCGCUUGUUACCGCUGUUAUCUGCCGCAGACAAUCUGUCGACGAUGGGAGGUACUAGAUGGCCAUCCAACACAAACCGAGUGUGUAUAUAAGGAUAUAUUGGUCCCCAUGACGGCUGUAAUACUGUACGGCCCGUGGGAGGAGCAGAUCCAGCCACUAUAG